UUAUUGUAGAUUCACUCUGAUGCUGACCUGAUCCACCCGCACUCCACCUUCUUUUACGUGUCCACGUCCUUGCAUACCGCAUAUACUCAUCUACACAUUAAUGUCGGAAAUAUUAGUAGAGCAGGUCGACGAUCCGCCCAUGCCGCCGAAAAAAGGCAAAGGCGACGACGACUCGAAGAAGCCUAUCGAUCCAAAGAACCUGCCCAAGGGCUACGUCCUCGACAAGGACGGCAAGCCCUGUCGAACAUGCAACUCCCUUCUUGACUUCCGCAAGGCAAAGGGACUCACCGGCGCCGCCGCCCUCAUGAAACCAGUGCCGAAAGACUGUCCGCCGGACGUCAACGAAAUCGGCCGGUCGACAUGGACAUUCCUGCACUCGGUAGCCGCGACCUAUCCCGAGACCGCCUCGGCCGAGCAGCAAAAGGAUAUGAAGUCCUUUAUCCGCAUAUUUGGAAACAUCUACCCGUGCUGGUUCUGCGCAAGCGAUUUCCGCGAAUACGUGGCAAAGCCAGCGAACGAGCCGAAGGUUGCUACGCAGGAGGAGUUUGGCCGAUGGCUUUGCGAUGCGCAUAAUGAUGUCAACAAGAAGCUGGGUAAGCCGGUCUUUGACUGUAACCUCUGGAAGGAGCGGUGGAGAGAUGGGUGGAAGGACGGGCGAUGCGAUUAGACUGCAUUUGCUGCAUUAUUGUAUAUAUGAACUACAUCUCCAUUCAACAGGCAUACUUAUUAUGAUAGACUACAGAACUACAUGUGCAGUUUGCCAACCAACAGAUGAUGUAUCUGCUGGCCAGAUAUGUAUAGUCAGCCUGCUGUGUCAGAAGUCAGCAUAGCAGAAUACUCUUUUAACAGAUAUAUCAAGC
Molecule: messenger RNA, 860 nt
Organism: Myxozyma melibiosi
Lineage: Eukaryota; Fungi; Ascomycota; Lipomycetes; Lipomycetales; Lipomycetaceae
Product: FAD-linked sulfhydryl oxidase ALR
Exons: 2
Coding region: 101-667 (188 amino acids)
Cellular component (GO): mitochondrion
Molecular function (GO): flavin-dependent sulfhydryl oxidase activity; flavin adenine dinucleotide binding
Source: RefSeq, a predicted model, not a curated record